Molecule: messenger RNA, 246 nt
Organism: Prunus armeniaca (apricot)
Lineage: Eukaryota; Viridiplantae; Streptophyta; Magnoliopsida; Rosales; Rosaceae
Source: the annotation of a GenBank genome assembly
AUGGGGAGGAAAGGACAGUUGGCCGACUCCAUGGAGGUCGCUGCCAUCGCCGAGGCCGAGCUUGAUGCUCAACACGAAUUGUGGGACUCACAAAUCCAAGAGGUCCAAGCCGCUGUGACCGCAAUCGUAGUACAACAAGCUGCUGUGCAAACGAAUAUGACACAAGUGCAACAAACUCUCGUUGCUCAACAAGAUCAAAACACCGCUUCCCAAAAAUCGAUUUUGGAAGAAAUUCGAGCUCUCUGA